AUGGCACCAAAGAGGGGAGUGAAGGCACCGUCUGCCGUGGCCAAGAAGAAGACCGAGAAGGUGGUGAAUCCAUUGUUCGAGAAAAGGCCGAAGCAGUUCGGGAUCGGAGGAGCCUUGCCCCCGAAGAGGGAUCUGACAAGGUUCGUGAAAUGGCCGCUGAGCGUGAGGAUUCAGAGGAAGAAGCGGGUUCUCAGGCAGCGUCUCAAGGUCCCGCCGUCUCUCAACCAGUUCUCUAAAACCCUAGACAAAAACCUCGCCACCAAUCUGUUUAAGAUGCUGCUUAAGUACCGGCCGGAGGACAGGGCUGCGAAGAAGGAACGGCUUCUCAAGAGGGCACAAGCUGAGGCUGAAGGGAAAACUUCUUCUGGGUCUGAUGCUAAGAAGCCGAUUGUGGUCAAAUAUGGGUUGAAACAUGUUACUUAUCUUGUGGAGCAGAACAAGGCGCAGCUGGUGGUUAUUGCUCAUGAUGUUGAUCCGAUUGAGUUGGUUGUUUGGCUUCCGGCGUUGUGCAGGAAGAUGGAAAUCCCAUACUGUAUCGUGAAGGGGAAAGCUAGGUUGGGCAGCAUUGUUCACAAGAAGACUGCGUCGGUUCUUUGCUUGACCUCUGUUAAGAAUGAGGAUAAAUUGGAGUUCAGCAGGAUCUUGGAGGGAAUUAAGGCCAACUUCAAUGACAAGUUCGAGGAAAACAGGAAGAAGUGGGGAGGUGGAAUCAUGGGAUCAAAAUCCCAAGCUAAGACCAAGGCUAAGGAGAAGAUUCUUGCCAAGGAACAAGCUCAGAGGCUUUCUUAG
Oldenlandia corymbosa var. corymbosa is the source of this 789-nucleotide messenger RNA. NCBI's taxonomy places the organism in Eukaryota, Viridiplantae, Streptophyta, Magnoliopsida, Gentianales, Rubiaceae. The record is from the annotation of a GenBank genome assembly.